AUGGCUCGCUCCGAAGAAGCACAAGCUUUUUUCCAUGCCGUCUACAGCGCCGUGCAAGAGAUUCCGCACGGCAAAGUCACCAGCUACGGCCACAUUGCAAAGCUGGUUGGGACGCCGCAACGGCCCCGGCAGGUAGGAGUCUGCCUCAAACACCUCCCCAUUGACCCGUCAGCCCGGUUCAACAAUGAGAAUGUACCCUGGCAGAGAGUGAUCAAUGCCAAGGGCGUUAUUUCUCCUCGAUCUCAGCCGGAAGGUUCACGCAGCCAAGCGACGGCGUUAGAGGCCGAAGGGGUGGUUGUUACAACGGGGGCGCUGGGAGAGCUCAUGGUUGACUUCGCAGAGUAUGGAUGGUUCCCAAGGAUACUACCGUCGGAGGAAGGAGAGGAGCUAGAGUCCACUGAUAGCGAGGAAGGCGAAAGCGAUGAGGAAUAG
Neurospora tetrasperma FGSC 2508 is the source of this 432-nucleotide messenger RNA. RefSeq lists its product as uncharacterized. The coding region runs from base 1 to 432 and encodes 143 amino acids. Gene Ontology annotation, molecular function: catalytic activity. The record is from RefSeq and is a predicted model, not a curated record. NCBI's taxonomy places the organism in Eukaryota, Fungi, Ascomycota, Sordariomycetes, Sordariales, Sordariaceae. Gene Ontology annotation, biological process: DNA repair. The transcript is spliced from 3 exons.